Molecule: messenger RNA, 1542 nt
Organism: Trichoderma gamsii
Lineage: Eukaryota; Fungi; Ascomycota; Sordariomycetes; Hypocreales; Hypocreaceae
Exons: 4
Coding region: 1-1542 (513 amino acids)
Biological process (GO): regulation of DNA-templated transcription
Molecular function (GO): zinc ion binding; DNA-binding transcription factor activity, RNA polymerase II-specific
Source: RefSeq, a predicted model, not a curated record
AUGCCCAUGUCUAGGAAAAAAACGUGCGUCCAGUGCAGAAAGGCAAAAGCGCGCUGCAGCCUGACUCUCCCCCGCUGCACUCGAUGCAUCGACAAGGGCUUCUCGUGCGAAUACGCCGCCGUCACGAUGCCGCGCAUGGCCCCUUACUCGAUCAUGAGUACUGCCGAUAAUGGCCGAUCCGGGAGCCUGCAUGAUGGCGUUACGGAUUUCCGCAGCGUCCCCGCCAAGCACGGAACAACGCAGCUUGGUCUUCCUCCGGAUCCAGAAGUUGCUCCUCUCAGCGAAUCCAUGGCAAUGCCCACCCAGCCGCCUCCUCCUGAGGCCGAUGCGCCGGUCCUGGCCCCGUCUGUGGACUCUUCUGAUACCUGGACGGCCACAAUGCAAGCUGAUCUCGGUCUCGGGGCUGAUAUAGCAUUUACCAUAGCGUCCAUGAUAGAGCCUUGUCAAAAUGUCAUGAGAUUCAUGGGCAACGUCGACAUGAACAUGAGUCAUGAUGCGGCUGUUGCAGAGGCCGACGACGCUCACCUUCGUGACCCCAUCAACGCCUCAGGCACUCAUUCAGACGUCCUCGCCCACGACUCUUCGUCUUGCAUGCUCACCAGCCGCCGCGGCCUCACUGCAAAUGCAAUCCUUGCAACAAAGACAAUCUUUGGCCAGGUGAGCGCUUAUCCCGCUUUGAUGGUCAGCGGCCUUUCCCUCCCUCCCUUUAUCCACAGCAAAUGUGCUCUGGAUGACAGCUCGACAUAUAAUUGUGCAAAAGCACAAAGGCACGAGUGUCUAGGAAAGACAUUAAGUAUCUGCGCGGCUCUGGUAGGCAUGUGGCUGGAGAGAACCCCGGCUAGCAGUCCUUAUAUAUGGGAGACGAUAUACAAAGAGAUUGCCAGACUGGAUAGCGAGUAUGAGUCCUUUGAUAUGGAGACAUCGCUCGAGUCCAUGCAGGCCAUGACGAUGUACAUGCUACUCCAAGCACAAGACACAGCCACAAUAGUUAGAAACGACGUCAGGUUUCUUCUCGCUGCAUUAAUGCAUUGUUGCCGAAAAGUACACAACACCGUGGAGUACAAUACAUUCGUUGACACUCCCGACAACCCUCUGGAUCGCAAAACGUGGGCUCUUUAUGAAGCCACACGAAGAACAGUAUGUCUCGUCUAUACCGUAGAAGUAUUCCUCGAAAUCAGAUUUCGCCAGCAAGACUUCCGCAGCUGCCAAAAAUUCGCCAAUGCCCCCCUCCCCUGUAUCCGCGAUCUCUGGGAAGUCCCCUCCACGUUUGAAUGGAAGAAGCGAUACAAUGCUUUUCUCCGCGGCAGGUCUGCUGACAAGAUCCUCACUCUGUCUGAUUACAAGCUGUCGCAGCAGUUGUCUGCUGAGGAGCUUGUCAGCAGCACAACCGCUGGUGAUAACUAUGGAAGUAUAACAAAGGACGUGUUGAGGUGGUGCGAAGGGUUGGAUCAGCUUGGGACGUUGAUUACCCUGGCGUCUUCACUUAUCAAGUAUGAAAUGGAAUCGUCAGAAAUAGCAGUCGGCUUCUUCAAAGGCUCAUAA